This is a messenger RNA of Emericellopsis cladophorae, 1842 nucleotides long. RefSeq lists its product as uncharacterized. Gene Ontology annotation, cellular component: mitochondrial DNA-directed RNA polymerase complex; mitochondrial matrix. The transcript has 2 exons. Gene Ontology annotation, molecular function: mitochondrial transcription factor activity. Gene Ontology annotation, biological process: transcription initiation at mitochondrial promoter. The coding region runs from base 1 to 1842 and encodes 613 amino acids. The record is from RefSeq and is a predicted model, not a curated record. NCBI's taxonomy places the organism in Eukaryota, Fungi, Ascomycota, Sordariomycetes, Hypocreales, Bionectriaceae.
AUGAUAGUACUCUGCCGCCAUGCGCCGCCGCGCCUCCCCCCGCGCCUCCAUGCCUGCGGCAAGCCCUGCCAACGAGCCUACGCGACAGCCAAGGCAUCCACUGCCGACGACAAGGCCGCAACGCCGAUAGCCAAGCAGCUGAAGAGGCUCGGGGCGUGGUCAAAAUCGGGCGAGAAGACGCGCAUCGGCGGACGCAAGCGCGCAAAGAAUGCAUUGGGCACGAGUGAAGCGCGCAGGGUCAAUAUUGUCAAUGAGGAACUUUGCGAUGAAGCCAUUCGAAGGCUCGGGAAAACGCUCGAGAAACACAAGGGAUGCGAUAUCCUCGACAUAGGCUCCGGUGCUUGUCUCUGGAGCCGUGCACUCCACGACACCGUCCAGCCACGACGACACUUGAUACUCGACGCCGCAGCCGAUCUCUAUGAGCCAGUGCGCAAGGAAGUCAUGGGCGAGCGACAGUACGACGUUAUACCAAAGUCAGGUAUCCUCUGGUCCGACCUCAACCCAAUCCUCGACAAGGAACUAGACCCAACCCACAAGCGCCCCGUGGACGAGACCACGCCACAUGACGACCUGCUUAUCACCCUUAACAUCUCCAUCUGGCCCAAGAAGUCGACCUGGGGCUUCGACAAUGUCACGCAGCUCCUUCUCUACCAGAUCAUGCACAGCAUUCGCACCCACACGCAACUGCAGCGAUACGCCAAAGUGCGGAUGCUGGUAUGGUGCAACGACGAGACGAAGAAGAUGGUGCUCCCACGCACCCUCCGCGCGCGCAAACGGUCCGCAUUCGAGGCGCAGAUGUCGUGCGAGUGGAUCCGCGAAGUAGCAGGCAGCGAUGAACCAAGCGAUAGCGACAGGCUGUACCUACGAGACAAGUGGAUAGAUUACGAGUCUGCCGCUGGUGCUCGUAGAUCCAUGGAAACUUUAGGACUCAGCACGCCGCGUCACCGUGAGACCCGACUUCAAUCCUUCCUUCGGCAGAAUCCCAGCCUGCUUACUGAACCGCUGGCUGGUGUACGCCCUCCCCUCUAUGAGCGACCUUUUCGGGCAGAGCUCGCCGAGGUCGAGGCUGCAGCGGACAGCAACGACGCAGCACUCCAGAAACGGGUCAUGUCUCUGAGAUCGCGAAACAAGGCCGAAGACCGCCAUGCACAGGAAUAUCUCGAGCAUCUUCACGUCCAUGACAGGCUCAUGGCCAUGGACCCGUCCGACCCCGACUUCGCCGCGCUCGCCGCGUCCUACGAGGAGUCCGUCACUGGCAUGAAGAAGAACCAGCUGAAGGAGUACGUCGUCGUCCGAGACAACUACCACAUGUUCAAAUACCAAGACCGUGGUCUGUUGUGGGAUCAAAGACCCUACGAACCUCUCGCUGUCAGCCCGCUCGACUUUUACCCCAACAAACCCCUUGCGCUCCUCGAUAUCCAGCCCAAGCUGCUUUCCCCGGUCCUUCGAAACCACGGGCCCAACACGGAUCGAUCAGGCGACUAUGGCAACAUCAUUCUGAAAGAACUGUUCCAUCGCACCGCCCAGCCCAUUGCAGGAAGUCUUCUUGACAACAUUGCACCAGGCUUCGCCGAGAUGGUCGAGGGCUCACGAGCCCCGAGUCUGUGGGACCCCAAGAUGGGCGGCAACCCAUUGGAGGGGGAAUCUGGCCUGACGGUGCGAGGCAUGAGCGUGAAGCACUUUGAGGAGAUGAUGGAGGCAUGGAUGCGAUGGCCUUUCCGACCCGACUAUCUGCACAUGCUCGCCCGAUCGACGACAAUCAACGAGGAGGUCGAUAACACGGUGGACGACGACGACAUGGCGAUGAAGUCGGGCGAAGACGAAGGCGUGGAAAUACUGUAA